Messenger RNA from Drosophila subpulchrella, 1296 nucleotides. Its product is annotated as U6 snRNA phosphodiesterase. Gene Ontology annotation, molecular function: 3'-5'-RNA exonuclease activity. The transcript has 3 exons. Gene Ontology annotation, biological process: U6 snRNA 3'-end processing. Bases 320 to 1096 code for a protein of 258 amino acids. Gene Ontology annotation, cellular component: nucleus. The record is from RefSeq and is a predicted model, not a curated record. Lineage: Eukaryota; Metazoa; Arthropoda; Insecta; Diptera; Drosophilidae.
UUUCAAAAAUAGAAGUCCCAAGUAACGCUUAUUUUAGAUUUCUAUAAACAAAAAUCUCAUUCUUCAUGAAAAUUUUAUUUAAAAAGCUUUUCUUUAUUUAAAAACAGUGAAAAACAAACUUUUUUCUAGAAUUUUAUUUUUUAAUAACGGUCAUUUUCAGUCCCUGGUUUUAAAAGAUUUUUUUUUAAUCAUCUGAUAAAAAAGCCAAACUUUCAUCUCUUUUGGUUUAAUCGAUAAAUGUAAAUAAAACCCGGCGAAUUCUUAGCUGUUGGUGAAUUUAUUUUCUCAAUUUAAUAAAAAUAAGUAAAUAAUUAAUAAAAUGGCGCUGGUGGACUAUGGUGGGAGCAGCUCCUCCGCCUCUGAAGAUGAAGAGUCCACAGAAAACAAUCAAACUCCCACAUUGAGCAGCCUCAAAAGACCGGCCCUGCCCACAGCUGCCGCCCUGCUGGGCCCCAAGAAACCCAAGCCCGAGGAGUUCGUCGAGGAUGUGGUGGAUGAUCCCGCUCUACAUGGCGGUCGCAUCCGAAGCUUUAAGCACGAGCGGGGAAACUGGGCCACCUACGUCUAUGUGCCGGCAGCAGCCUGUGCCGAUCAGCUGGAGGAGUUCCAAGCCGAAGCCAUUGCCCAUUUGGAGCCCCACCUGGAACUACAGGCCAAUGAUUCACUGCAUCUCAGUUUGAGUCGAACGGUGGUGCUCCAAUACCAUCAGAACGAUGAGUUCUCACGAUCCUUGCAAACAGCUCUUAACAGCUCCGUGGGAUUCUCUGCCACUUUGCAAGGCCUGCGGAUCUACACAAACGAGGAGCGAACCAGGACCUUCAUCGCCGCACCUUUGGAUCCUGCUUUUGUGGAGAAGAUGACUGCCAUUCUGCAGCCCAUUGACCAGGUGAUGCUCGACUACCGCUUGCAGCAGUUCUACGAUCCUGCCUCCUUCCAUGUCAGCCUCCUUUGGUGUUUGGGCGAUCAGGAGGCACUGCUGAAGGACAAGCUAAAAGAGCUGCAGGAGCUCCUGGAAGAUCAGGACACUCUUACACUUGCUGUCAAUGAAAUACACUUGAAAUGCGGCAACAAGGACUUUACUUACAGGUUAAAAUAAACAUUGUAUUGUUCAAAUUUAAUAUGAUUCAGGAAUAUUUUUAAAUAUGUUGUGCCCCAAAGGUUACAUUUAUAAUUAUAUGCAUGCUGCUCGUAAAUUUAAGGUAUAAAAACUUUUCUUUACUUUAAAAUGUAAUCCCAUUUUGAUCGUAAUAUCCUAUUUUAGGAUACGCCAAAUAUAUUUCAAGGAAUAUUGUUAAA